Messenger RNA from Sphaerulina musiva SO2202, 2024 nucleotides. RefSeq lists its product as uncharacterized. Bases 92 to 1645 code for a protein of 517 amino acids. The transcript is spliced from 4 exons. The record is from RefSeq and is a predicted model, not a curated record. NCBI's taxonomy places the organism in Eukaryota, Fungi, Ascomycota, Dothideomycetes, Mycosphaerellales, Mycosphaerellaceae.
CGCUACCACCACCACCACCACCACCACCACCACUACCACUCCUCCUUCUUCUCCUUCUCCUGCUGCUGAUGCCCAUGUCCACCCGCCGGACAUGUUCAGUCUCCUGGGUGGAGCGCUAGCCACUGUCCAUCCGCCCCGCCGUCCGCAGCGUGCCAGACCUGCCAGCGGUCUUCGUCUCUCCUUUGACCUGUUGGGCAUCGGCCCUCCUCACCCCGACCGCUUUGGCAGCCUUAGUUUCCAUGACACCACGCCCGACAACGGUGCUCUUGACCUCACAACAGCGGACGAAGACGCGACGCUCCUUGACUCAAAUGUCCCCAACGCCAUGCAAACUUUGGAUCUCGUAUCAUCAAUGCCGACGAAACCAAGACUUCAUCCGGGCCUGAUCCAAACGCCGUAUCGCCAUGAUGUUGCUACUCUCACCCCGCCAGCUGAUGCCGAGCCGUCAUGGCGCGCAACCACUUUGAAGCACUUGUCAGAUGCUCCUGGGGACUCGCGCUCCCCGGAUCUUCCUGAUCUUCCCGCUCAGGCCAGUUCCAUCGCUGCGGUUCGAAAUGCUGGCGAACGUACCGUGACCGUGGCCUCAGAAGCGAACGUGAGGUCAAAUUCGGAUGACGAGUCAACGGCCUGGAUAGAUGGCGCACUUGAGGUACUAGUGGACAACAUACGCAGCGCUGCUAUCCCUAACAACCCUCUCCGGGUGCUCUCACAUGCACUUCCUGUGCCUUCUGAUAGCGGGCAUAUUUACAACACGAUACUCGAGCGAAUAGGCGCAAAUACGCCCUGUAAUCCGCCCACAUGGAUCAAUGUCUUUCACGCGAUACCUGGCAAGUUCAACCUGCCAGACAUACCCACCUCGCCUCCGAGCACUCCUGGAAUGCAGUCUGGAGACGACUACUUCACGCAAAAGAUAUUUUCUAGCGCGGUGCCCAUUUCGGACUACCAAGAUGAUCCAUCCGCCUUGCCACGUUCGCCGCGACCGGUCGUACCCCCUUCGACAGUGAACCUGGCCGUCGUGGAGCGGUACAUUCCACCGUCUUCGUCAAACGAGUUUAAAAAUUUGUUCAGUCCGAGCGGACCUUCGCUUCUUGUCGAUAGGCUUGUGGAACUGUCGCCUACUGGAGGCACUCUCGUCUUCAUCUAUCCGACCCGCACUGGCGCCGAGACGUUCAUGAGGGAGUAUCUGAGCCCGAUCCUUGAUCCUCUGCUUCGAACGACCCAGGUGGUACACGGCUUGUCUUGGAGCCUCAGCCAGGACCUUGGGACCAUGGCAGCGACGAAAGAUAUGGAUGAGUUUGAUCAAAUGCAGCGGUCCAUGCAGAGGCUCUGCGCGCGUCUAGCACAACGAAAGCAAGGCAGCUAUGCGACGGUGCAUGCAUCAAAAGCCUGCGUGCGAAUCGGACGAGCAGCGUGGGCGAAGGACUGGUGGCCGAGGCAAGAAUAUCCUCGAAUCAAGGAGACAGUUACUCGUGCCACGCAGGAGGCGCUGAGGAAGAGCAGUAACCAAUACAUCGAGAGGGCGUCCACGGCAACAGAGCUCGUAGGCCACCUUGUGGAAGGCGUGCUCAAGAACCAAUACCCGUCAGGACAGGAUCCGACGAGUGGUAUUGAAGUGGGCAUAUUUGUCGUGCAGCGUUCAGCGUAGCGUUUUCUCCAGGACGAUAUAACGAGACGACUUGAUGAAAGCAUAUGAGAGACAGAAAGAGAGAAGAGAGAAGAGAGAGAUAGAGAGAGACACAGAGAGAGAGAGUGUGUGUGUGUGUGUGGGAGAGAGAGAGUGGGAGAGCAGCACAACGCAGGUGCGCAAUGUGCGUGGAGGGUCAUCACCUAGUUCUAUACCUUUUUCACACCAUUUAAUGGGCAAACCAGUCGGGUUCAGAUCGAAGACUGCCAGGUAGAAUGCCCGGCCGAACCAAUAUCGUCAUCGAGCUCUUCGGCCACGACCCUCGGCCUCAGCUGUGUCGGCAGUUUAGUCUACUACAUAGGUACCUCAGGUACCUGUAACUACUGAAUGUACCUCCUAG